AUGGCUCCUCGCACUAAACCACUGUCAUUGGAUGAGAAGCGUCGUCGUAUGAUCUGCAUUUUCCAUGAAUCGAAAGAGUUUUACAACCUAAAAGAGAUUGAAAAGAUUGCUCCAAGAUCUAAAGGAAUCAUUGAGAAAUCAGUCAAGGAAGUCUUGGAUGGUCUGGUGGCAGACGGCCUUGUUACAAUGGAAAAGAUUGGCUCUUCCAACUACUACUGGAGUUUUCCUGGAGCAAACUCGCACCAGAUCCGUAAUCGAUUGGAGACUGCAAAAAAAGAACUCAAGGCAAUCCAUGACCAAGAACAGCAUACACGCUUGGCCAUAUCUAAUGCUCUUUUAGUUCGCAAAGAUACGGAUGAGCGCACUGCUCUUUCUACUGAUCUGGCUGCAGCCCAGAUACGCAACACAGAACUUGUUGCCAAAGUUGCCCAGUUCCAAGAUGCCGACCCAGAAGUCAUGCGUACUAAAGAGCAAGGCAUACAGGUGGCCAAAGAAGCUGCCAAUCGAUGGACAGGUAUCUAA
Batrachochytrium dendrobatidis JAM81 is the source of this 522-nucleotide messenger RNA. RefSeq lists its product as uncharacterized. Bases 1 to 522 code for a protein of 173 amino acids. Gene Ontology annotation, molecular function: double-stranded DNA binding. Gene Ontology annotation, cellular component: nucleus. The transcript is spliced from 7 exons. The record is from RefSeq and is a predicted model, not a curated record. Gene Ontology annotation, biological process: reciprocal meiotic recombination. NCBI's taxonomy places the organism in Eukaryota, Fungi, Chytridiomycota, Chytridiomycetes, Rhizophydiales.